UUUUUUUCCCCCCUAUUUCACGGCCCCUUGAUUGACUCUUUGGUGUGUUUUCUCCCUUUCCUCAACUGCUUGUCCUAUACAACACCCAUCGAGAACAUCAUGGGUGGAAAUUCAUCCCCUAGAGUAGGGGAGCAAAAGAAGAAUGAAGAAAUCACCCUCAAGACCAUCAAAGAUGCCAUCCCUCCCUCCUGCUUCGAACGUUCCCUCCUCAUCUCCACGGCCUACGUGAUCCGCGACUGCAUCUACGCCGCCACUUUGUUCUAUCUGGCUCUGAAAAUCGACCUGAUUCCCUCACAAGCUCUUCGUGUUCUGGCCUGGAUUGUCUACGGAUUCUUCCAGGGCUGCGUGGGAACCGGAAUCUGGAUCCUCGCCCAUGAAUGUGGCCACGGCGCUUUCUCUCCCUUCCCGCUCUGGAACGACUUCAUGGGAUGGGUGAUGCACUCUGCUCUCCUCGUCCCUUAUUUCUCCUGGAAGAUCACCCAUGCCAGACACCACCGCUACACCAACAACAAGCAGAGGGAUACGGCGUUCGUUCCCCGCACCGAGAAGGAAGCCGCAGAUUCCCCCAACUACCUUCCCGCAUGGCUCGAGAUGCUGGAGGAUACCCCCAUCUACUCCUGCCUGAGUCUGUUGGCCCACCAGCUGGGUGGAUGGCAGCUCUACCUCCUGUGCUACGUGACCUCGGGCCCCAAGAGCCGUCCGAUCCAGGCGAAGAACACCAGCCGCUUCCAAACCCAGAGCCACUUCGACCCUACCAGCUCUCUCUUCACCCCCUCGCAGCGCAUCCUGAUCGUGAUCUCGGACAUUGGUCUCCUCCUCACCGGUGCAGCGAUCUACUAUCUCGGCCAGCAGGUUGGUCUCCUCAAGACUUUCCUCCUCUACUUUGUUCCCUAUUUCUGGGUCCACCACUGGCUUGUCGCCAUCACCUACCUCCACCACACCCACCCCACAGUCCCCCACUUUGACGACGAAACCUGGACUUUCACCAAGGGUGCCUUGUCCACCGUGGACCGCGACUUUGGCUUCAUCGGCCGUCAUUUCUUCCACCAUAUCAUCGAGCACCACGUGGUCCACCAUCUUUUCCCGCGCAUCCCCUUCUACCGCGCCGAGGAAGCCACCGAUGCAAUCAUCCCUGUGCUCGGCGACCAGUACCAUCACGAUGGCACGAACUUCCUCAAGUCCCUCGUGCAAACCUAUUUCUCGUGCGCUUAUGUGGUCGACAACAACAAGGACGGUAUCUUUCACUGGGCACUCCCGGCCAAGGUUGCCGCUGCUGCGGAGUAA
Messenger RNA from Aspergillus ochraceoroseus IBT 24754, 1284 nucleotides. RefSeq names its product oleate delta-12 desaturase. Lineage: Eukaryota; Fungi; Ascomycota; Eurotiomycetes; Eurotiales; Aspergillaceae. Gene Ontology annotation, molecular function: oxidoreductase activity. The transcript has 3 exons. The record is from RefSeq and is a predicted model, not a curated record. The coding region runs from base 100 to 1284 and encodes 394 amino acids. Gene Ontology annotation, biological process: lipid metabolic process.